Messenger RNA from Aphanomyces invadans, 2384 nucleotides. RefSeq lists its product as hypothetical. The coding region runs from base 9 to 1925 and encodes 638 amino acids. Gene Ontology annotation, molecular function: protein binding. NCBI's taxonomy places the organism in Eukaryota, Oomycota, Saprolegniomycetes, Saprolegniales, Verrucalvaceae. The record is from RefSeq and is a predicted model, not a curated record. The transcript is spliced from 2 exons. Gene Ontology annotation, cellular component: cytoplasm.
GCGACAUCAUGGCGACGACAGCGAUCCCAGUCAUGAUUCUGACUGGAUUCCUUGGCGCAGGGAAAACGUCGCUCUUAAACAAACUCUUGCUGCAGCAGCGCCAACUCAAAAUCGCCGUGAUUGAGAACGAGUUUGGCGAAGUCGCCAUUGACAACGACCUCCUCACGUCGAACGCCCUGAGCGUGGCGGACAAAGUGAUUGUGCUGGAGAACGGCUGCAUGUGCUGUACUGUGCGAGGUGACAUUUUGGGUGCUUUUGCUUCCAUCGCUGAACAAGUCGCUUCCGGCCAUCCGCUCGACAUGGUGCUGAUUGAAACGACGGGUAUGGCCGACCCACUACCCAUCGUCCGCACCAUCACGCAAACCCCAAGCAUCACGUCGUCGUUCCACAUGAAAGGCGUUGUGACUCUCGUAGAUGCAUGCAACAUCUUGAGCCUCUUGCGAAGUGACAGCGCUGAGGCGCAGUCCCAAAUUUCCCUUGCGGAUCUCGUCAUCUUGUCAAAAGUGGAUUUGGUGCCGCAGCCGUCCGUUCACCGAACCAUCGCGGCGCACAUUCGAGAUCUAAAUCCAACUGCCGCGAUCUUGCCUUGCGUUCGCGGCGACAUGGACUUUGCUGCGCUAUUUGAUCGGCUUUCCGGGUUUGAUCUGAACAAGAUCGCCGACACGUUCGACAACGAGGACGGCAACGAUCACAGCCAUGACCACGACCAUGCCACGUGCCAAGAUGGUUGCACCCACUUGGUCGACGAAGCCCACUCGUCUCGACACACACAGACGAAAUCGUUUGCAAUUUUGGAACCGCAUCACGUUGUGGAUCCGUUUUUGUUCGCGCACUGGAUGCGGCGUCUGGUCGUCCCGUCCAAAGAGUCGAUCGCCAAGAAGGUCGUGCUGUACCGGUCCAAGGCCAUUCUAUCCGUUGAGGGGAUGACCAAGAAACUCGUGUUCCAUGCUGUCGGGGAUGUUGUCGACCGCGAGUGGCUCGACGUGGCAGGGGUCGAAGGUUGUAAAAUUGUCUUCAUCGGGCGCAACUUGGACGAAGUUCAGAUACGCCGUGACUUUGCUGUCUUGUUGCGGCCGAAAAGAAGUAGCUUGCCCUCAUGGAGCAGUGCGACAGACCGUCUCAGUGAGCUCCAACCCGCUUUGAUCCAUCGCAUUAUGGCGUUCGUAAGGACCCAGGACGUUAUUCGCGUCGCAAGGACGUGUCGCCGCCUUCACUCGACGCUUUCCAACUUACAUGGCGCUUCGACCCAUGCACAGGACCGUCAACUAAGCCAUGACCACCGCUUAGGUCCGUACUUGCAUCCAGCGGUAUCCCUCCCCAACGUCCCUACGUACAUGCGCGCGUACAAGGCGUCCAACGUCGAGUUCGUGAGCUAUUCGGGGCUCCACUUCGCUUCUCCGGCGCAUGUUGAUGCCGCGGCCGUCGCUUGGCUCGAGCUUGCUCGGUUGUCCGAACCGUCAUGUCGGUCGUACGCCCUGGAUUUUACGUGGCGCCCAGAGACGGUCUCGACGUUUUUUGGCGCACCGGAGCCGAUUCAAACGAGUUCGGCUCUGGUCAAAGUCGAGUACGACGUGGUCGCCGACGACGAAUUUGACGAAGACACCACGGACAUAUUGCGAUUUCGUGUGUUUCUAAUCCCGGACAAGACAAACGACGAAGUGGCAGGCCACCGCCUUGUGUUUCAGCUCACUGGGGGAAAGACGUCGUCCCAGGUGUACCAAGUCUCAUUCCACUCAAUCCACCCGGCCUUUCAGGUUCAUGUGGCUGUCCCCGACCACCGCAUGCCGCGCGCCGAGAGCAAGGAAGUGUUUUAUCCGGGACAUCCACUCCUCCACGCCGUCCAGACGGAGCACGCCCUCCGAUUUGUCGUCCGCGUUAAGCCAGACGGCAGUGGACCGCUCGGUGAAAUGUGUGGCUGCUGCUAGCUAGCCCAUCGAGAUGAAGUAGAUAUUACUCGAGUCUGCAUCCGUGCCGCUUCGUCCUUGCUUUUUUGGUGACAGUGAAGCCCUGCGGCACUGCUUUGAAUUUUUUGAGCCAUUCACGUGGACCAACCGCACAAUCUUCCAAGGCUUGAAUUUGCACUCAAGGAAUAUUUCCAUCCUUUACUGCCAUCCUAGGCUAUUUGCCUUUGGUCUGUCCCCGGCCUUCGACGAGCCACGCUUGCAUAAGGGUUGAGAAUUCCUUGUAGUCGAUUUUGCCGUCGCCGUUUUCGUCGAUCGACUGAAUCAAGUCGUGGAGUUCCGCGGGCGAGAUCGGAGUCUUGUCCAACACGUUCAUCACGUACGCGAGUUCGUCCGCGGAGAUAAAUCCAUCGUGGUUUACAUCAAAUAUCUGUCCACAACCAACGUCAGCCACCCGUUCUCCACAGCAACACCCUCAGCCAC